This is a messenger RNA of Lodderomyces orthopsilosis Co 90-125, 1104 nucleotides long. It is a transcript of the gene SRR1, whose product is annotated as Srr1p. The transcript has a single exon. Bases 1 to 1104 code for a protein of 367 amino acids. Gene Ontology annotation, biological process: phosphorelay signal transduction system. Lineage: Eukaryota; Fungi; Ascomycota; Pichiomycetes; Serinales; Debaryomycetaceae. The record is from RefSeq and is a predicted model, not a curated record.
AUGAGCCAGCCAGUUCAUUCAUCUUAUUUACUGUCUCUGGUUUCAUUACCAAAUACUCCCAUAAAAUCACUUACCAACAGUUGGCACAGCACCUCAGACUACUUUUCAAUAAAGCCACAGCUAUCACUCGACAUAGCACAGGACCUAUAUUCAAUCAAGAGCAACCACAGUAGGCAUAGCGACAAGGGUAUUGAUGCCGAUGAAGAGAAAGAAGAACACGGUGAUGAUGACGCUGAAAGUGUUGACAUAAGCGAUGUAAUGGAAACAUUUGAUCAUAUUUCACUACAGGAAGAAGACGAUGUGUAUUACAGUCCAAUAACACCCUUUGAUAGCUCGGUUAUACCGUCAAAGUCAAACUCUUUGAUACGAAGAAGCUUACUCCUACGUCCGAGUACUCAAGAUAUACAACAAGUUGAAUCGAUAAUAGAAUCUAUUGAAACAAAAGAACAACCACAUGCAGCUAUAAAACCUGUACCAACAACUCCUUCAUCAAAAUUCAACUUGUCUUUGCCAAAUUUGCAUCCAUACAAAUUUCUCAUUGUGGAUGACAAUGUCAUAAAUCUCAAGAUACUAAAUCGUAUUUUACUCAAAUUAUACCCCAAGGCUUCAAUAGUUCAAGUAUUGGAUUCAACAUUAGUUGAAGAGAUGGUCUUCAAACAAUCAUUUGAUUCUAUAUUCAUUGAUAUUGAAAUGCCAGAAGUUACAGGACUAGAUAUUGCACGGAUUGUACGCAAUGAUUCACAAUUUGAUACAACUAGUCUAAUUGCUGUGACAACGAGAAACGCCCCACAGGAUCUACAAUUGUUUAAACAAGUUGGUAUCGAUUAUACUUUUGGUAAACCUUUGAAUUAUAAGUUGGAUUUCAUGGCAGAAACUAUAGAUGGUAUUUUGGCACAAAGAAAGGCAUCAACGGUUAGUCCACAAAGUAGAAACCUUUCCACUUCAUCCAAAGGUACUUGUACCACUUUUGCAACCACAACAACUGCAGCAACUGCAACCACAACUUCGACUGCAAUUGUCGAUUUCAUGGAUUUAACUGCUGUGCAUUCGGUUAGUUCUAUUUCAUCUACCGAUUCAUAUACUUUAUUUGAAUCAAAGAAAUAA